This is a messenger RNA of Myxocyprinus asiaticus (Chinese sucker), 2262 nucleotides long. RefSeq names its product leucine-rich repeat transmembrane neuronal protein 4-like. The transcript has 3 exons. Gene Ontology annotation, molecular function: protein binding. The coding region runs from base 489 to 2198 and encodes 569 amino acids. NCBI's taxonomy places the organism in Eukaryota, Metazoa, Chordata, Actinopteri, Cypriniformes, Catostomidae. The record is from RefSeq and is a predicted model, not a curated record.
CAGAUUUCCUCUCACACAAAGCCCACAGAUGUACACUUCAGACUCAGUCUAUUUUGGCUCUGCUUACCACUGGUAGGCUACUUGGAUGGCCGAUAAGCGAAGCAUGAAUUAAACAUUUCUUCUCCAAUUAUACGAACCAGAACAACUUUUGCUCUUUUCUGUUGACAGUUUUUGAAACUUGGAUGCUUGCAGCGAAUCAAAUCACAUUCCGAUUGAAGGACGGCUAUCAUGUUUUUAAGUGCUUGUGGAUGUAUACCGGUUUGCCAUUUUGUUGGAUUAAACUGGGGAGGGGGCAAAUAACACGUUUUCUGGGGUUUUGCGACAUGGAGUCGAAUCUGAACCGAAAAUGAUUUUAGUCCGGCUGCAAUCCUGCUCCGACCAAAGGUAAACGUCUCUGUCCAUCCUGGUGCCGUUGAGUGAAUCCUGAAGCUGUGCAGUAAUCACCCGCAGGGAUUAGACGAGAGCGGAAUUAAAAGAGCGUGGAAGAUAUGGGUCCUGUUAUGUGUGACAAGAGAUUAGUGGGCCUCAUCCUCCUGCAAGCCUCCUCCCUCCUGCUGUUCAGUUCUGGGGAAAGGAUGUGCCCCAAUAUCUGCCACUGCGAGGGCAAGAUUGUCCAUUGUGAGUCAGCUGGCUUCCAGGACAUCCCAGAAAAUAUUUCAAUUAGUUGUCAAGGCCUGUCCCUGCGCUACAAUGAUUUGCACACAAUGUUCCCCUACCAGUUUGCCCAUCUUAACCAGCUACUCUGGCUGUAUUUGGACCAUAAUCAAAUUACAUUUGUAGAUAGUCGUGCUUUUCAGGGGGUACGACGAUUGAAGGAGCUGAUCUUGAGCUCUAAUAGGAUUUCACAGCUCCAUAAUGUCACUUUUCACGGAGUACCUAACCUCCGCAGUCUCGACCUCUCCUAUAACAAAUUGCAGGAGCUACAGCCAGGCCAGUUCUAUGGUCUUCGGAAAAUGCAGAAUCUGCACUUGCGCUCCAAUGGGCUCACUACAAUCCCUGUCCGGGUCUUUUUGGAAUGCAGGAGCUUGGAGUUCCUUGACUUGGGCUAUAAUCGGCUUCGCUUUCUCACUCGCACCGCAUUUCUGGGGUUAUCUCGACUCAUGGAACUCCAUCUGGAGCACAAUCAGUUUUCACGAAUCAAUUUCUUUCUGUUUCCUCGCCUUGCUAACCUUCGUACCCUGUAUCUACAGUGGAACCGUAUUCGAGCUGUUAACCAAGGCCUUCCGUGGAGCUGGUAUACCUUGCAGAAGCUUGAUAUUUCUGGCAAUGAGAUACAGACACUAGAUCCUAUAGUAUUUCAAUGCCUUCCCAAUCUUCAGGUUCUCAACUUGGAGUCCAACAAACUGGCAAAUGUUUCUCAGGAAGUUGUGGCUGCCUGGAUCUCCCUAACAACCAUUAGCCUUGCAGGUAAUAUGUGGGACUGUGGGCCAGGCAUUUGUCCUCUUGUUGUCUGGCUCAAGAAUUUCAGAGGCACCAAGGACACUAGUAUAAUCUGCAGCAGUCCCAAACACCUUCAAGGGGAAAAAGUUAUGGAGACCACCAAGAACUACAUUGACUGUGAUGAUUAUGAGAUCACUACUCAAUCACCUUUGUAUCUGCAGACCUUUGAUCCAAGUUUUGAUCUUACCCCUGAACCAACAAUGGCUCCAAAAACACCUCCUCCACCCUUGCCUUCACCUGCGUCUGAGGCACCCAUUCCUCCUCCCCAGCCUCAACCACCUCAACAUCCCACCUUGCCCAGCCAUAAAAAUACAGACCCCAGAGACUCACGUCAAUGGAUACCCUCAUCUUCAAAUAGCUUUUUAAUGACACCAGCUCCUGAACAGGACAACGUGUCUUUUCACAAAGUGGUGAUGGGCGGUGUGGCACUGUUCCUCUCUGUGUCUCUAGUCUUAUCAGUGAUUUAUGUCUCCUGGAAGCGAUACCCUGGUGCUACCCGACUGUUGCAACAGAGUUCAGUUGUGGGUCGAAAGCGCAGGAAAAAGAGUCAGGAACCAGAGCAGAACAUGAGCUCCCAGCUCCAGGAAUAUUAUAUGAGCUACAACCCUGCAUCCACACCAGAGGCCUUGGAGGUGCUGGGCAAUGGGACAGGUACCUGCACCUGCACCAUAUCCAGCUCCAGGGAAUGUGAGAAUGAAUAUACCUGUCCCAGACCGUUACCUGGAGGUUGGAUUGGAGACUUACCCACCAUACACUGAAGGGAAUGUUUUGUUCAACACAAAAAAUCCACAGGUGGAGGAUUUGUGCCUAUCUGCAUUUCAU